Molecule: messenger RNA, 1365 nt
Organism: Paecilomyces variotii
Lineage: Eukaryota; Fungi; Ascomycota; Eurotiomycetes; Eurotiales; Thermoascaceae
Product: phosphoglycerate mutase family protein
Exons: 4
Coding region: 439-1191 (250 amino acids)
Biological process (GO): ribose phosphate biosynthetic process
Molecular function (GO): sedoheptulose-bisphosphatase activity
Source: RefSeq, a predicted model, not a curated record
UGAAAAUGCACUGUAUGGCUACUCUAGGGUAUGCGCCUAAUCUGUCGUCAAUUGAAGCAUGUCCCGCCGUCGACUUCGGAAAAUACGGGCCGUUCGGGAUUGACGUGGAUUCGACGUGAAGUUCAGGAUGCGUUUCUGCGAUAUGCCUGCAAUACAUCAGAUUAGUGUCAUAUUUCCCUCUAUCACUCCUACAGUUGCCGGUAGCCAGUCUCAUAGUUGGUUCAUACGAAGGCUGCUUGGAGGUACCAACCGGAAAAGCGGGCAAUGAGUAAUGUCCGACACCAAUCGACGCGUUUUGGUGUAAGCUGUAAUAACCCAAUCGCCGCGUGAGGUUGUAGUGUAUAGGACCGUUUUUCUCUAGAUAUUCCCCCUCCUGUGUCAGAAAACAUACCACUUCUUAUAUUCGUCUCUUCAAUAGAAAGCGGCGACAGAGCGAUCAUGACGGCCCGUGUUUUCCUCAUCCGCCAUGGUGAGACGGAGUGGUCGAAGGGGGGCAAACAUACAGGCAGCUCUGAUAUCCCCUUGUCCCACGAGGGCGAGAAGCAGGUCGAAGAAGCGCGCGCAGCCUUUGUAGGCGAAGGGAAGUUGAUCAAUCCACAAGAUAUUGGCAGAAUCUACUGCUCUCCCAAGGGCCGCGCGCGGCGAACCGCUGAGCUCCUCCAUCUUGGUCUCCAUAGUCACCACCACUUUAAGGAACGGGAUGGUUUCAGCGUGUCGACGUCCUCUGCUCCAUCGAGCAAUUCCACCAUCGUUGAAAUCACUCCCUGGUUGCAGGAGUGGGAUUACGGUGAUUACGAAGGUCUGACCAUUGACGAAGUGCAUGAAUUACGCAAGGAGAGGCACCUGGAUAAUGGUAAGAGAUGGAAUAUCUGGCGUGAUGGAUGUGAAGGUGGAGAAUCCCCCGAACAAGUCUCUGACCGACUCGACCACCUCGUUCACGAGAUGAGAAUCGAGAUUGAGCGCAACACCAGACCCACGGCAGCAAAUACGCCACCGAGCCAGAAGCCCAAAAAUAUCGUCUGCGUGGCUCAUGGUCAUAUCCUUGCGGCGUUAGCGCUGCGUUGGGCUGAACAGCCGCUCAAGAAUGGUAUGCGUAUGUUGAUCGAGACUGCGGGUGUGGCUGUUCUAGGAUAUGAGCAUGACAAUUUGAAUGAGCCGGCUAUUACGCUGGGAAGAGGUCCGAGGAGAUAAAUCAAUUGGCCGAGCUGAGAUUCCUGGAACGCAGUACAAGUUUAAAUCUACAGACUGCAGGGAUCGAGGCAGGUUCGAUGCAAUUGAAAGAGCUCUAUUAUCUCUCAGAAAUAGUUUAGAUGGUGUGAGUGGAGUUAUAGUUAUUAUCAAGAAUUAAACAUGUUUUGCGUGGUA